AUGGUUCAAUCAACAUUACUGUCUGAAAAUAUGAGUGACCGUAAACUGUUCAAAAUACCGGCAUCUUCGGCAUCUUCGGGCUCUGCAGCUACUCUACAUUACAAAGACACUCCGAAAGGUACAAGCACCGCUGCCUCCGUGAGCACGUGGGACGCCGCGGUGACAGAGACAAACAACAUCAGCCUGCUGUUACAAACAGAGUGUACAACCGAUGAGGUGCUGCUGAACACCAGCUACGUUUACUACAACGGCUCUUUUAGGAUCCUAAAUUUCAACUAUACAAAUCAAUAUCUUCAUAGCAGCAGCCUUGAAUUCCAGGCAUUGGCUGUUCAGAUUGAAGAGUUUAUUAAUGCAGCCUAUAUAAAUUCAGAGCUCAAAAGCCUGUACAUCAGAUCGCAAGUUGUUAGCCUAAGCCCUGGAAGUGUAAUACCUGGAUUUGUCCUGUUAUUCCAUAUUAAUAUAAAUGGGAAGCAAAAUAUUUCAGCUCAGACUGUACUCGCUAAAAACAUAGAAAAUACCUCGGUGGCACAUUUCAACAUUGACAACAGUUCACUUCAAAUGACAGUUUCAAGCAGUGUUGCACCAAGUGCAACUACUCAGAUCCCUGUCCAGACCUUUCCAGCUACAGACAAUACCAGCAUUACUUUGGCCAAUGCAGGAAAUACAACAGUAGUCGGCACCACAACAAGCACUAGCACCACUGUUAAGGUCACUAAAGGAAAUGGCACAGCUUGUGGAGUCGGAGGUCCGUCAGCAUUAGACAGAAUAGUCGGAGGAACAGCAGCCACGUUGGGUUCAUGGCCUUGGCAGGCCAGUCUACACUUUCAAGGGAGUCAUAAAUGUGGAGCGUCACUCAUUAGCAGUUCCUGGCUUGUGACUGCUGCUCACUGCUUUAGUUCGAGCAGAGAUGUGAAUUCUUGGACGGUCGUCUUAGGAACCAUUUCUUUAAGUACUGGAUCUGGGUUAAAGCUCCAAAAUAUCAUUAUCCAUGAGAAUUACACCAGUGGGGAAUACCAAAAUGACAUUACGCUUCUCCAGCUAUCAAGUCCAGUAAAGUUCACUCCAUACAUACAACCAGUAUGUCUACCGGAUGCACUGGACAUCUUUCCGGACAACUCUUCAUGUUAUGUAACUGGAUGGGGAACCCUCACAGAUGGAGGGAGUUUAGCAUCUGUUCUACAACAAGCUGAAUUGAAAAUCAUUAAUUCAAAGUUAUGCAGCAAUUACCAGAUGUAUGGAUAUCUUAUAAAGCCAUCAAUGAUAUGUGCCGGCUAUAUAGAAGGAAAAAUUGAUUCAUGUCAGGGGGACUCUGGAGGACCUUUGGUUGCCCUACAGUCUAAUAACAGGUGGUCACUCAUAGGAAUCGUCAGUUUUGGCUAUGGAUGUGCUCUACCCAUGAAGCCCGGUGUGUACACAGAGGUCACGUAUUUUCGCAGCUGGAUUACACAGAAGUCUGGUGUAUAA
Bufo bufo (common toad) is the source of this 1464-nucleotide messenger RNA. RefSeq names its product transmembrane protease serine 11D-like. The coding region runs from base 1 to 1464 and encodes 487 amino acids. Gene Ontology annotation, biological process: proteolysis. Lineage: Eukaryota; Metazoa; Chordata; Amphibia; Anura; Bufonidae. The transcript has 11 exons. Gene Ontology annotation, molecular function: serine-type endopeptidase activity. The record is from RefSeq and is a predicted model, not a curated record.